This is a messenger RNA of Adineta ricciae, 1608 nucleotides long. The record is from the annotation of a GenBank genome assembly. Lineage: Eukaryota; Metazoa; Rotifera; Eurotatoria; Adinetida; Adinetidae.
AUGCAACCAUCAUCCGCUAUGACUUCCUCCAGCAGUCGAACACAUUCGUUAACACAGGAGCAUCGUAAACGACUCUAUAGUCUCAUAUGCGAACUGGAUAAUGAACAAUUACACAACUUUCUCAGUAAUCAUGUACAAAAAUCUUCAUUAGUAAAUCAGUUUGGGCCGAAUGCGCGUGAACAACUGAUUCAUCAAAGUUUUCUGCUGUUUGAUAAUUUUUAUUCGAUGGAGUUAGAGCAAAAAUUGAGAAGUUUAGUCCAGAAAAAACAUUCGAACGAGCUUUUUCCGCGUUUUCCACAACCGUAUUUCAUUCCUCAACAACCUGAACAGUAUAAUGCACGACCAAAUUAUCGCUUUACAACACCGACUGCCGUAAUGCAGCAAUUACGACCAAUUCGACCAAAUCCAAUUUCCUCAUCACAAAUCAAUCUUCGCUCUCAGCAACCACAACAACAAUCCCGUUCAGCCUCAUUAUACUCAAUCCCAGAUCAUAUUCCACACUCUACUGUACCACCUCUUCAAUCUGGUGCACGACGCCAUCAGGCUCCACUCACAACGCCAAUUCCUUCCAAAACAUAUCCGACUUUACGACCACCGAUAACUAAAAUCGCCUACAAAAACCUGCCAUUCUAUUAUGUGCUCGGCUGUGUUCAUGAACGAUAUAACAUCUUUAUUUAUGAUGCCUACCGUAAACAAUUCACAUCUCGCGAUCAAUUUAUUUUGCCACUCGAGGUAUGCAAUCAACUAGCAUUAUCCUACGACUACGAUCCAGUCUUGGAUUGCAACAAAACGAGCAAAUGUCUUCUCUUACGUCUCGCACGCCUUGAUCAACCUCCGACAUUCAAUGGAAAGUACGAGGAUAGCCUUCCUGUGAAUGUUGUGAUUCAGGUUAAUGGUCAUGUUUUGACAAAUCUACCAGCACCGAAGCCAUGCACUCGUCUGCAAAAAGAUUACGUUCGAGUCGGCCGUGAAAUCGAUAUAACACCGCAUUGUAUGUUCAAUCCCAUUCUGAAAAACGACAUAACUAUCCUUUGGACAUAUCCUGCUGAUAAUAAAAACCUAGCUCCUCAGUAUAAGGACGCGGAAUAUGCUUUACAUGUCUUUCUCGCUGAAUGUUUAACCAUGGAGAGUCUAUGCGAGCAUGUGCUGAGGAAACCAAUGAAAUUCAAUCGUGAAGAUCUAAUAAAACUGUUGUCAAAAGCAAGUGCACAUGAUCGUGAUCUGGGGCUUGAAGUGAGCGAUCAAAAAUUAAAACUAAUAUGUCCCAUCGAUCAAAAACGACUGAAGAAGCCAGUUCGAGCAACUACAUGUCAACAUUUACAAUGUUUCGAUCUGACAAAUUAUAUCAGCUUGAACGAAAAAUCGAACAAAUGGAUGUGUCCGGUUUGUAACAAACCAGCUCUAUACGAAGAUUUACAAAUCGAUUGUUACAUGGACUCAAUUUUACAAUCCAUUCAGAAUCAUGACAUAUCAGAAAUAUCAAUCGACAGUGAAUUGUGCUGGUUGCCAAUUAUACCAUCAAGUAGUCUAAUCGAACAAACGGAUACAAAAUCAAAUACCAAACCUUUCUCAUCAUCAACUGAUGUGAUAUGUAUUGACGACGACUAA